This is a messenger RNA of Xenia sp. Carnegie-2017, 2254 nucleotides long. Its product is annotated as probable sodium/metabolite cotransporter BASS4, chloroplastic. Gene Ontology annotation, cellular component: chloroplast envelope. The record is from RefSeq and is a predicted model, not a curated record. NCBI's taxonomy places the organism in Eukaryota, Metazoa, Cnidaria, Anthozoa, Malacalcyonacea, Xeniidae.
CUCGUGACCUUUGAAGGUUGAAAACCCACGAAAACAAACGAAUGGACAAAUUACGAAAUUAAUUUUAUUUUUAGGCUCUCUAGUAAGCUUUUUAAAUAAGUAAAGCAUGUCGUCGAAUGAGAACGAGGAGUUAGAUAAAAAUGUGAAGACAGGACAGUACAAAUUGUUCCUACGUGAAAAACUUCUGCCAUUUUUAUACAAACAAUUUAUGACGAUAACCAUUGUUGUCUUUGUUGCUGUUGGAUUCAUUUUACCUGAGCCUGGAAAUUGGGUUGGCAGUUUUAAAGGAUCAUCAUAUAUUUGUGUUAUUGUUGUAUUUCUUCAUUCUGGCUUGAAAUUGAAAACGGAUGCAUUAAAAAGUGCAAUAAAGCAAUGGAAAGUUUUAUUUGGUAUUACAAGUAUUUUGCUUAUAUCAACAUUAAUUGGAACUAAACUUUCCCAACUUUUACCGUUUGGAGAAAGUGUUGGCACAGAGAAUACUGCUAACCACACAUCUAGGGAAAGUAUUGUUGGUCCGCAUGAAUUCCUUCUUGGUUUAAAGUUUUAUUACAUAUCUCCUUCUGCAAUUGCUACUGGAGUAGUUUUGACAUCUUUAGCCGGAGGUGAUGUGACUGUUGCAUUGCUACUUACAGUGACCACAAAUACUUUAGGAGUUGUGACAGUUCCUUUAAUGGCAACAUGGCUGGUUUCUGUAAAAAAUGUUAAAAUUGAUGAAGUUUCAUUGCUUGUUAAGCUCCUUUGUACAGUUCUAGUCCCACUUAUUGUUGGAAAAAUAAUGGCACAGAUCAAGAGAGUAAACACAUUUGUACAAGAUAACACAAAGAUUCUAAAGUUAAUAAGUAUUGUAUUUCUGGUUUUUAUACCUUGGAUGAAGAUAAGUCAGGCAAAACUUUCUGGAUCAUUUAAAACAGUUACUUUUUUAAAUCUGUUUAUUGUUGUGUUGUGGGGUCUGGCACUGCAUAUACUUAUUCUUGUGAUAAACUAUAUUGGUGCACGUCUGAUACAAGUCAGUGUUCCUGUGAGGAAAGCAAUAGUUAUCUUAGCAAGUACAAAGACUUUGGCUAUCACCUUAUCAGUGAUUAGUUUUUUACCAUCAAACGUUGGCAAUGCUGGUGUUAUGAGUUUACCUAUUACAUUAAUGCAUGUUGUGAUACUUAUAUUUGAUUCGUUGUGGGUGGUUCAUUGGAAAUCUUCUGAAACAGUUAACAAUGAUUCCAAUGAUUUGUUAAUAACUUCAGACAUUGAGCACAGUUCUUAUAGUGUGGUUUACGUCUCUUCAUUGUAGGUUUAUAAAAGUAAAGGAUGAUUUGAGCAAAUAUGAGUUUUAUGAAAUACUUAUUUACUAUGGUGUAGAGUAGACAACGCUCAAGUUCUCUCGAUGUGCCACGUAUAUUUCCGAACAUUAAGAUAUUUAUUUUUAUGAGUGAAUGAGUAUAGAAAUAUCUAGACUAAAAUAAAGGAUCUUGCCCAAGUCUUAUCCUCUAUAAUCAUUAUUAUCGACAAAGCAAGUAUUUUUACGUUUGAUGAAAAACAGCAAUAUAAACCAUUCGAACUAUUAACUUAUAGCUUAAACGUAAAUAUGUUCAUGGAAUUUAAUCCCGACAAUGGACCCCAACCUAUUCGCUUGAUUUCCUGUCAAUUAGAAUCAAAGCAUUUGGUAUUGGAUGAAACAAUGUGAAUUUUGUGAUUCAAUAAUGUGGAAGCACCUAUAAAUUUUGACCUUUGAAGUGUACGUAUGUACAACAAAGGGAAGAGGUUUCUCAUUAUUUACGGCGGGAGUAGGUUUCGUGUAUUUUCAUUUUUCUUGCGUGAUAUCGAUGAUAUUGUUUCGAAAAUCUUUGUUUACAUGACAUGUGUCUAUGUGAGCAUCAUUGAGCAAUGAUAGAAGUUGAGAUGGCGGAAGAUUCAAGCUUAAUUCAGUCGAUCAUUGACGAUCUUAAGGGCACUUCGCCGCUUUGGGAAGAUUUUGUAUGCAAAGGCUCGAAAUUUCAUGUUGCUCUACGUUCGGCAGUAGUUACUUUCGAGGCAUUUCUUGAUUCUAUGACGAAAAUAGCUGAUGCGGCAACGUUUUCUAAAGGGGCUGCCAAAGAUGUUGGAGGGACUUUGACCAAAAUGGUUUACAAGCAUCGUAAUAUCAUGCAGAAAUUGAAAGUUCUUUCCGGGCUAUUUGGAGAUAAUUUUCUCAUACCUCUUCAAGAGAAGAUUGACGAAUGGAAAAAGUCAGUUAACAUUUUUGAUAAGGAAAACUCGAAAG